AUGUCCGCAACACCCGCCAAAAAGAAGCCGCUGAUCUUCAAGCGACGCGCUGGUCCUGUUUCAGCUCCAUCCACCGCGGCUCUCGACUCCGACUCCGAUUCCGACUCUGGUUCCAACCCGUCAGCAGUACCAAGACCUGCCAAGAGUCAGAGUACGCCAGCGGAUCGUACCGAUAACGGCGGUGUGGAUCUAUUUCGCCGAGCCAGACAGUUUUUUCCCCGAGCCAUCGAAGAACAGAAUCAACGCCUGCUGGCUGAGAAGCAGCGAAAACAGCAAUCACCAGCAGGUGCAACCGAUCGUACCCCCGCUUCCACUCCAGAUUCCGAGGAUCACGAUAUUAAGAGAAGGAAGGUGUCGUACGAGACAGCUAACAGCGACUAUGACGACAACCACGGCCGCCAACAGAAGGCUUCUCCGAACAAGCUUGGCAGCAAAGCCACCGCAACUCCAUCCCCGAAGACAUCGCCUUCGCAGAGAUCACCACAGUCACGAUCGCGAGACAAAGGCAAGGGGAUUGCGACACCGCACACCGUGAAUUCUCGUGUCAUCUUCGCCAAUGAAUCUUCGACUCGACAGCCCGAUACCAAGGCGGAGGCAGUGGAUGUCGCAGAAACGGCGGACGACUCGGCUGUACUGCUCGACAGUCCAGGUAGCAGCGGCGAGAGAGCGGUGAUCGAAGCCGCCAUUGCGCAGAUCAAAGCGGAAGAAUGCCGAGAGCCUCUGGCGGUUCCGGAUAUCAGGGAAGAUCCCCCGAAGGCCAUCGUUUUCGAGGUGGAGGAUGACAAAAGCGAGGACGAAGGCGAAGGCGAAGACGACAGCACAGAGACCGCAAAUCCAGAGUUCAACGAAUACAUUAUGCGGGCCCAUGCCCGAGCUGCCGCUGCCCAAACUGCACAGGCCGUGCGAGAAGCGGCAGGCAGUGUCGGCGCGUCCAGGGGCACUUCGACAACAGCGACAACGAGCUCGACCGGCACGUCGCAGCCAUUCGCGGGCCCAAGCCCCGGGUCCACGCCGGCGUCGUCUGGCACGCUGGCCGCCAGCGACCAGGCCUACCGCAUCCUCAUCACGCCCAAUCUGCCGGAGCCGGUGCCGCCUCUGGCCGCGAUGCUGCGCAUGGACCAGAUGAUGCGCUGUCUCCCAAAGGCCUUUUUGGACCACGCGCGGAAGAACGGGCUGCAACUGAGCGAGGAGGACGAGGCCGGCAUCGUGCUGACGUGGAAGGGCAUGAAGAUGUACUCCUGGACGACGGGCCACUUGCUAGGCGUGCGCCCCGACGCGCACGGCAAAUUCCACGACGAUUUGGGUCGAUCGUCCGGCUUCCAGUCGGGCGGCCUGCAUCUGGAAAUCUGGACAGAGGAUUUGUACGAGGCCUUCCUCAAGGACCAAGAGCGGCGGCGGCUGCGGAAGCUCGGUGAGGCAGUUGACCUCGACCUCGACAGCAGCAGCGAGAACGACGACGACGGGGCCGCCGGGCUUGGCGGCAGCAGCGGCCACGGCCACGAGGCCGGAGGAUCGGCAGCCACGGAAGCAGCAGCAGCGUCCAGCCGCCAGCGCAUCCGGCUCGUGCUCAAGUCGCGGGACCACGAGAAGCUCAACAUGACGGUAUAUGCCGACACCAAGGUGGAGACGCUGAUUGCGGCCUUCCGGGAGCAGCGCAAGAUUGCACCAGAACAGACGAUCGCGAUCCACUGGGACGGCGAGCGGCUGGAGGAGGACAUGACGGUGCAAGACGCAGAGAUGGAGGACAUGGACAGCGUCGAGGUCUUCAUUCACUAG
Grosmannia clavigera kw1407 is the source of this 1776-nucleotide messenger RNA. RefSeq lists its product as uncharacterized. Lineage: Eukaryota; Fungi; Ascomycota; Sordariomycetes; Ophiostomatales; Ophiostomataceae. Bases 1 to 1776 code for a protein of 591 amino acids. Gene Ontology annotation, molecular function: protein binding. The record is from RefSeq and is a predicted model, not a curated record. The transcript has a single exon.